Molecule: messenger RNA, 1443 nt
Organism: Papaver somniferum (opium poppy)
Lineage: Eukaryota; Viridiplantae; Streptophyta; Magnoliopsida; Ranunculales; Papaveraceae
Product: protein MKS1-like
Exons: 1
Coding region: 312-1085 (257 amino acids)
Cellular component (GO): nucleus
Source: RefSeq, a predicted model, not a curated record
ACCUAGAAACAUCCUCCUUGUUGAUAAAAAAAUAUAAAGAAAAAAAUAAGUUGAUCAUUUUUUAUAAUUUCUUUAACCAAUACCAGGAUUCAUUCAAGAAAAUUUCAUUGACUUUAUAAGUGUGAGCUAUUUACAUAAGUAAAGCUCUCUUAUAUUCCAUGGUUUACAAAGAGACAACCAGUUUAAGUCAAUAUUGUUACUUUCUCUUUCUCCCUACCAUCUCUAAAAACUCUUGUUUUGUCUCUCUCAUCGUCUCUUGUUCAUCUUUCACUUCUCCGACGGCCGGCCUGCAGCUGAACUAGCCCGCCAACAUGGACUCUUCAUCUUCAUGGGAUAUGUCGUCGGGAGGCAGCAGCGGUGGAAAACCUUCACCAAAACGAGAACUACAAGGUCCUCGGCCAACUCCACUUAAAAUCCGAAAAGAUUCACAUAAGAUCAAGAAACCACCAGUCGCACCACAACUUCCAAAUCAACAACAACAAUCUUAUCAACAACCGGGGAACAAUCAACAGCGGCCGCCUGUUAUAAUCUAUACAGUGUCUCCGAAGGUAAUUCAUACAGACCCAAACGACUUCAUGAAAUUAGUUCAACGUCUUACGGGACCUUCAUCGUCAUCGACAUCUUAUUUGCCUUCACCAUCAACUUCAUUACCACAAGCACAAUCCUCGUCGUCUGUUGAUUUUGAUGUUGGCGCAAUUUCACCCGCUGCUCGUUAUGCAUCUAUCGAAAGGACUUCACCUCAAGGGGCAGCCAAAUUUAGAGUUGCCGAAGAAGAAUCGAGCAUCAUCGAAGGGUUAGAAAUGGGUUCGACCGUGGAGAGAACAAUGGGCACUAAUCCGAGUAUUCUAUCCCCGAUUCCGUCGUCUCUCCCACCUAUCUCACCCGGCUUUUUUUCACCAGCGAUUGAUCCAAAUUCUUUAAGUUUCAUACAUGAUUUUAGUCCAUUUUACAAUAGUGGUAACAGAAACAUAUUUGAUGGUAGUAGUAAUUUCUUGACUAGUCCUAGUACGAAUUUUCUUUCACCUUCUAUAACAUCUCCCAAUCCGCAUAAUUUCGAUCUAUUUAAUCAGUUCCUAGAUCCUUAGUUGUGUUUUAAAGUGUUAGAGAGAAAGGGUCGAGAAAGAAUCAAGAAAAAGAAGCCAUUGAUGUUAAACUGUGUGAAUACAAAGAUGAAAUGUUGUUUCUUGGCGCAAGUGGUGAUAUUAACAAAUGCAGACAGUAGUGGUGUGAGGUUACUAUUAACUUUUUUGAUUCAUUAAAUGGGAGCAGAUGAGAAGGGAAGUUGGCUCUAAUGUUGUGGGUCAUGCAUAGAUAUGCAUCAACUCUCGAAGUUGUUGUAAUCUCUUCUUUUAGUUUUUUGUUUUUGGCAAUACACCCACCGGUUGUUUGUAAUUUGUAAAAAUACCCCUUAUUUGUUAUUAAUUACAUUUAUUCAUUCAUAUA